Messenger RNA from Ostertagia ostertagi, 240 nucleotides. Lineage: Eukaryota; Metazoa; Nematoda; Chromadorea; Rhabditida; Trichostrongylidae. The record is from the annotation of a GenBank genome assembly.
AUGACAAACUUCGAGGGAGUUACCACGGAAAUGGAGGAUAACAGGAUUCGCCUCCGACCAAUCCUAUUUGGAAUACGCCAUAUUUCACGGUCUGCGAUUAGGUCUAUAUUCUCUGUGUUCUGGUCCGACAGAUGUAACAUUACUAGAACCGAUGGCACAGCGGCGUACGUGGACCAAAGUAUUGCAAUUUGUCAUACGAAAUAUGAAGCGGGGAUUUUUAUCGGAGGCCUUAAAAACUGA